AUGUCUGAGAAAGACAUUCCAAAGAAAUACAAUGAAUUGCGAAGCAUCUACAAAGACUACAUUGAUGUAUAUAAUUUAUUGUAUCAGCUGAAAACGGAAAAUGAAGAAGAAUUAAACUCAAUUUACAUAAUGAUCAAAACAGAAUUGACUGAAUCCAUCAAACUGCUUCCUCAAAAUAUUAUAAGAGAUAUUUCAAAUAUGGUUCCGUAUAAUAAUCGCUACACAAAGUCAUAUUUGCUUCUUGCCAAAUUCAUUUCUGAUGAAUAUCAUGUAACAAAUGUCAGAUAUGUUGAAAUUGCUUUUAAUUUCUUGUUUUAUAAAGAAUAUGGAAUUAAAUUAGACAAAUCUAGUGAUUUCGAGGAAAUUAAAUCUUUAAAUCUGGAUAUUCAUACAGAAAACACAAUUUACAGAGCAAUUAUGAAUGAUGAUAAAGAAACAUUCAUUUCAUGCACGGAAAGAGAAGGAUUUAAUAGAUAUCAAACACUUAAAAGCAAAUUAUAUCCAAAAUCUAAAGAAAGAGAAGAACUUAGAAGCUAUAUAUAUUCAUGUUCUGAUAGAGGAUAUUCAUUACUUGAAUUAUGUUGUUACCACGGAGCAGUUGAUUGUUUCAAGUUCUUAAGAACAAAAUUCAAAUCAGAAAUAACUCAAAAAUGUUUACAACUUUCAUUUUUAGGUAGAAGCAAAGAGAUCAUGAGUGAAUGCUUGAAACAUAAAAAACCAGAUGAAGAAUGCAUGAAAUAUGCAAUUAUUUCACACAACAUUGAUUUUGUUACUUUCCUGAUGAAUGAAUACAAAAAGAAAAUCGAUGUUUAUAAUUGUAGAGUUUUUAAAAAUCUCGAAUCAUUUUUAGUUUAUUACGAUCAAAUUCAUAAUUAUCACAGGUGUAUUGUUCAUUCCGCGGGGUUCACUAUUCCAUCUCUUUUGGAAUAUUUUAUUUCACAUGGUGGAUUUAUCAAUAAAAGUGAUAAAUACGGAGAAACUUCUCUUCAUUAUGCAGCACGUUAUAAUAGUAAAGAAAUAGCCGAGCGUCUUCUUUCACGUGGUGCAAAUAUCAAUAAAAAAGAUAACUCUGGGAAAACCGCUCUUCAUAUUGCAGCAAUGGUAAAUAGUAAGGAAGUAGCAGAACUUCUUCUUUCACGUGGUGCAAAUAUUAAUGAAAGGGAUAACUCUGGAAAAACCGCUCUUCAUAUUGCUGCAUCUAAAAAUAGCAAAGAAACACUCGAACUUCUUAUUUCAUGUGGUGCAAAUAUCAAUGAAAAAGCUAACUCUGGAAAAUCAGCUCUUCGUAUUGCAGUAUGGCAAAAUCAUAAAGAAAUUGUUGAAGUUCUUAUUGCCUAUGGUGCAAAUAUCAAUGAAAAAAAGUGA
Molecule: messenger RNA, 1365 nt
Organism: Trichomonas vaginalis G3
Lineage: Eukaryota; Parabasalia; Trichomonadida; Trichomonadidae
Product: protein ubiquitination
Exons: 1
Coding region: 1-1365 (454 amino acids)
Molecular function (GO): protein binding
Source: RefSeq, a predicted model, not a curated record